UUAAAAAUGACUGAAACAGAAGAUUACCAGGUCAUAAACUGGAAAGACCCCGAACUAAUGUUUGGUGAAGAGUAUCAACCUUUCGAUCUAGUUAGAGAUCUAAAUGGUGAUACUAUCUUUGAUGGAGACUUUGUUGAGAAAUCCAGGGAUUUAAUCGUUGAUUCAACCCAGGCUUAUCCAGCAAGGAAGGUUUCUAUCAUGGAUGACGAAGUGAAAGAGUAUAACUCUCAUGAAGCCCCUCUUAAUUUUACAACCACUAUCUCUGAAGAAGAGCAGAGCGAAGGAUGUGUAAAUGAAGCUGUGCUUGUCACUGAGGAAUCCGCCCAAAUAUCCCCAGUUCACAGUGACUUAAUCCAAGUGAAACACAUCUCAGGUGAUGGACCCCUAAUUUUUGUAACAAAAAAGAGACACUCCAGAAUUUUGAAGCAAAGGACUAAGCGCCUAGCCUUCUUGCAAAAAUUCCCUGAAUAUGCUCGACCAUACAAGAACAGAGAGAAGAAAAUCAAGGACAGAAAAAGGAAUUCUCUCGGAAAGUUCUCCAACAAAAUGAGAAAGGACCAAAUAAUCUCUUUCGAACUCGAUGCUAGCGAGGUUUUAGAGGAUCCUGACCCUAAGAGAAACAGAAAGACUUAGCUUAAAACGAUCUAAAUGACGUCUCUUCAGCACUUUCAGGGAUCUAAAGCUCUUGAAUGGAGCUAUAUCCACAACAACUUACAUAAUAGAUC
Moneuplotes crassus is the source of this 725-nucleotide messenger RNA. The record is from the annotation of a GenBank genome assembly. NCBI's taxonomy places the organism in Eukaryota, Ciliophora, Spirotrichea, Euplotida, Euplotidae.